This is a messenger RNA of Closterium sp. Naga37s-1, 1551 nucleotides long. The record is from the annotation of a GenBank genome assembly. NCBI's taxonomy places the organism in Eukaryota, Viridiplantae, Streptophyta, Zygnematophyceae, Desmidiales, Closteriaceae.
GCUCCUGCAAGCGCGCAGUCGGUCGCACAAGGCCGGUCGCUGCCGUCGUCGUCGUCCGUGCCGAGCGGCAACGCGCGCUACAUCCGCUCCACCACCACCCCCCCUCUGCGCCGACCCCCGCCCGCGCAGCCCCCUCCGGCUGAGGGGAGCGAUGGCGACGGGAACAGCAAGCCAGAACCCCAAGCGCGGGAGUUGCGCGGCAAGCAAGGCGCGCGCGAGGGUGGCGGGAGCAAGAGGAUGGAGAAUGGCGAAGGGGGAACGCGGGCGCAGGAGGGGGCGGGUGGGGGAGGCGCGCAGGAGAAGGCGGGGGUGGCGGGGGUGGCGGGGGUGGCGCGCGAGGUGCUGUUCGUGAAGGGCAACGUGGCGGUGCAUCCGUCCGCGUCGUCCAGUCGCAAGAUCGCGGGGCAGCUGCGCCUCGUCAAGCAUGGCGCUGACGUCUUCCUCAACUGGAUUCCCUACGAGCCCUCCUCGCCCGCAGGCACGCCUAAAGGCAUAGCGCGCGGCAGUCUGCUGUACUCCAUCCGCUCAGUGGCCGUCUCAGAGAUGCGCUCCAUCCGCCGCCACACACCGCCCUUCGGCUGGCACUACAUCAUCAUCGUCCUCACCUCAGGAGUGGCGUUCCCGCCGCUCUACUUCUACGACGGGGGGGUGAAGGAGUUCCUGCACGUGUUGAAGCACCACGCCAUGCUCGAGCGCUCGCUCGACGACCCCAACGUCUACAACGUCAACCAGUCCUUCGACCUCCUGCAGGUGCCCCGCCUCUCCUCGCUCCUUCUCUGCUCAUGCCUGCUAUGCUCUUCUCUGCUCAUGCCUGCUAUGCCCUGCCCUACUCUGAGUCUAGCGCAGCUGCAUCUCUGGGAUCCGCCCUCCACCGAGCCCUCAGAGCCGCCCGCCUCCGCCAAUUUCCGCUCCAUGUCACUCCCCGCCGCCCGCCGCCACGCCCCACCCUUCCGCCCCUCUGCCCCCCCAGAAGUUCCUGCUGCUGCAGCGGCAGUGGCGAGUGGUGCGGGGGGGAGGGCGGGGGCGGGGGGUCCAGGGAGUUACCGGCUGGGCGAGCGCAGCGCAUCGGCGUUUGGGAAACUGGGGGGCAGCAGGGCGCUGGGGAGUGUGAGUGAGGACGAGGGGGAAGGGGGGGAGGACGCGGAGGGCGCAGAAAGGGGGAAGGGGGAGGGGGUGAAGGCGGUGCGGCGGAACAGGCUGCCCCCAUCCCUUACUCAGCGCAGCACAUCCGUGCCACACGCUGCUGCUGCUGCUGCUGCUGCUGCUGCUGCUGCUGCUGCUGCUGCUGGCGAGGGGGUGGGUGGCGAGGAGGGGGGGAAGGAAGGAGAGGGAGAGGGGGAGGAGGGGGAGGAGGGGGAGGAGCAGCAGUACCCGAGUGAAGCGGAGAUGCUGCGCAUGCUGGAGGCCGCUCAUGCCCUGGCGCAGCAGCAGGCCAAGCAGAAGAGAGGGGGGAGGGCGGGGGAAGCAGGGGAGGCGGGGGGGCGGGGGAGAGGGAAACGGGGAGCAGCCAUCGGAGGCGGAGAUGCUUCGCAUCCUGGAGGCCGCCAAUGA